ACUUCCCUUUUAGUGUAGCACAGAGCCACUGAAUGCUGAACAGUCAGUGAAUUCCUUGUUCCAAGAUCGCCUAUUAGAGUAGUCUCUGACUUGAAAGUUGCUGGGGCCAUCAGAGCCUGACUGAAUUACUAAACCGCAAGGCAAGCAUUAGAUGAUCCCAACGCGCUGUGGGUACCUAGACCUGGGAUGGCUCCAGAUGUCAGCUGCAUCUUUUUGGCGGUGCUGCUUUCAGCCAGCUGUGAAGUUAUCACCUCUGCAGAUCAGAUGUGCAUCGAGAAAGAAGCCAACAAAACAUAUAACUGUGAAAAUUUAGGUCUCAGUGAAAUUCCUGACACUCUACCAAACACAACAGAAUUUUUGGAAUUCGGCUUUAAUUUCUUACCUACAAUUCAAGAUAUAACCUUCAGCAGACUCAUAAAUCUUACCUUUUUGGAUUUAACCAGGUGCCAAAUUAACUGGAUCCAUGAAAAUGCUUUUCAGAGCCAUCCUCAGUUGAGCACACUUGUGUUAACUGGAAACCCUCUCAUAUUUGUGGCAGAAACAGCACUUAAUGGGCCCGAGUCCCUGAAGCACCUGUUCUUAAUCCAAACAGGAAUAUCCAGUCUGGAGUUUAUCCCAGCAUACAAUCUGAAAAACCUGGAAAGUUUGCAUCUUGGAAGCAACUAUAUUUCCUCAGUUAAAUUCCCCAAAGACUUCCCAACAGGGAAUCUAAAAGUCUUGGAUUUUCAGAAUAAUGCCAUACACUACCUUUCUAGAGAAGAUAUGGACUCUCUGAGACCAGCUACUUACCUAAACCUUAACUUCAAUGGCAAUGACAUAAAAGGCAUCGAGCCUGGGGCUUUCAAGUCAAUGGCCUUCCAAAGUUUGAAUUUUGGAGGAACUGUUGACUUGUCUGUUAUAUUCGGUGGUCUGCAUAAUUCUACUAUUCAGUCUCUCUGGCUGGGGACCUAUGAGGACAUUGAGAGCCACCAUUUGAAUUCAGCCAUGUUUACGGAGCUUUGUGAAAUGUCGGUGGAGAGCAUGAACCUGCAGUUGCAUUAUUUCUCUAACCUCUCCUCGACCACAUUUCGGUGUUUCACUCACCUCCAGGAACUGGACCUGACAGCUUGCCACCUGAAAGAAUUACCAUCUGGGAUUAAAGGUAUGACUUCACUGAAGAAAUUAAUUCUCAGUGUAAAUAAAUUUACCCAAUUAUGUCAGAUCAAUGCUGCUAGUUUCCCCUCCCUUACACACCUCUACAUCAAAGGUAACACAAACAAACUUGAACUUGGUGCUGGCUGUUUAGAAAAAUUAGAAAAUCUGCAGAAACUCGACUUAAGCCAUAAUGGCAUUGAUGCUUCUGAUUGCUGCAAUCUGCAACUCAAAACUCUGCCCCAAUUGCAAAGCCUAAACCUGAGCUACAAUCAGCCCCUUGGUCUCCAGAAUGAAGCAUUCAAAGUAUGUCCUCGGCUGGAACUCCUGGAUUUGGCAUUCACUCGCUUACACGUUAUUGCGGAGCAAAGUCCUUUCCAAAACCUUGAUCUCUUGCAGGUUCUGAAUCUCUCUCACUGCUUGCUUGAUGCCAGCAACGAGCAUCUUCUAGCAGGCCUGCCUAAUCUCCGGCAUCUGAAUUUACAGGGGAAUCACUUUAAGGAUGGGAAUAUCCCGAAGAUCAACCUUUUUCAGAUGGUGGGCAGUUUGGAGAUUCUGGUUUUAUCCUCCUGUGAUCUUUCUUCCAUAGACCCGGAAGCCUUCCACAGCCUUGGAAAUAUGACUUAUAUAGACUUAAGCCACAACAACCUGACAUCCAGUAGCAUCAAUGCUCUAAACCAAUUUAAGGGCACCUACCUCAACUUGGCUGCCAAUAGCAUUCGCAUUAUCCCACCCCAGGUCCUCCCCAUCUUAUCUCAGCAGAAAGUCAUUAAUUUAAGUCACAACCCCCUGGAUUGCACUUGCUCAAAUAUUCAUUUUUUAACAUGGUACAAAGAAAAUGUGCAGAAACUCAAGGACUUUGUGGAGAUCAGGUGUGCAACUCCUCCAUCACUACAGGGAGUUCAGCUAUCUGAUGUCACACUGUCCUGUGGCAUUACAGCUGUGGGAAUCUUCUUUCUGAUCAUAUUUUUGUUCUUAUCAGCCGCUCUUCUCAUCUAUGCAGUUAAAUUCUUUCUCAGGUGGAAAUAUCAACACAUUUAGUGCUGAAGGCUUCAGGGGAGACAAAUGAAUGUGUUUAGCAAAGUUAUUCUUAGUGGAGUUGCAGUCAUCUGUUGGUGACCAGACUUUUCAGAUUGGUGUCUGCUGCUGGGCUGGGACUAAGUGUGCUUUUGUGAUCUUCUUCCCCUUGCAAACCUCCCAUGGAAGGUAAACUGACUCAGACCAAAACUAAGAUGCUGUUGUGAGAGACAGAGUUAUUUCCUUGUGUAGAAGGUAGGGGGGAGAUGAGGGAGAAGUUACCCACCAGGAGGCCAUCUGCCCUCCUCUCUCUAACAUCCCUCCUAACACUUCCACCCUGUCCCUGGAAGAAGAUCUCCAGGGCUUCCCACUUGGCAGUGUUAGGGUCAGCCUUAUCUCACCAGCAGUUUCCACACUGUGCUUUAGUCUCAGUUCUCACCAAUCUAUCCAUUCUGAAAAAGCAGUGCAGGACAAAGUCUCCAUGCGUAUUCUAAAUGGAAACAGGAAAACACAAUGAAUUUGAAAAAAAGACAGAAAUGAAUACUGCUGUCAAAUAAACUCUGUUAACUUCGUUAACAGAGUUAACGAAGGGGGGGUUUCUAAGGUCUCUGUAAUGCCUCUAGCAUGUAAAUAACUACAAAAAAGACCACCUAGACGUCAUCAAGGUUUAGGAUUUCAUUGGCCUCACUCCACAGCCUGGGAGGCUCCCAGCUCCCUAUGGGGCUGGCUGUUAGGUUGAAGAUCCAAUGUAUAACUUGUCUGUGCUCCAAAAUGCUCGUAUCUGGUCCUUACAAGCUGCUUUCCCACAGGACCUAGGACAUCCAUGGUGGUUUGGUUCCCAGGGUGGCCCUCAAAACCUGUUUAACUUGGAGGGUGUUGGAGAGAGCAUAUUCACAAUGGAAACCAGUGGAAGAAGCCAUCUCUGCAUAGACAUUGUUGGGAACAAAGAAUGCCAGUUUACUGAGAAGUUGCUUUUGGUUGAUGCUGAAGAUGUCAGCAAUGGUUGUGCCAGUGGUAGACAGGAGACAACAGCAGUGGAUGCUAAUAGACAUCAGGACAGGGAAACGGGUAAUGUUAUAAUGUAGCCCUUCCCAAGGCCCAAGGAGCUCUCUCCUGCAGGACUGGAUCUUCUCAAGUCUGGAGUGAAGCAUGAUUGCUGGGAAUUCCUGUACUUAAUUGCCAUGUGAACAGUCACCCUCCUCCUCUGUGUCCAUGGAUUCAAGCUACUGUGGAUAGACAAUAUUCAGAAAAAAUUCCAUAUGUAUUGAAUAUAUAUGGACUCUUUUCACAUCAUUUCUUAAACAGUACAGAGCAUUUGUAUUAUUUUGGGCAUUAUAGGAAAUCUGUGGAUGAUUUAAAGUAUACAUAAAGAUGUACAGGUUACAUGAAAAUAUUAUGUCAUUUUAUAUAAGGGACUUGAGCUUUUAAAGACUUUGGUAUCCAUAAAGAAUUGUGGAAGUAACUCCCCUCUGGAAACCAAGGGAUGAUUGCAUAGGCCUGGAUUAAAUGCUACAACUAAUUUUAGGUUAGAGAUGCUAAUUUGUAGUUCUGAAAUUCUGAUUUGAUAUCAAUGUAAAAAUUGAUCAGAUUUACUACAAGUCAGCAUUUAUUAGUCCUUAGGUGGGAACAGUAUAACAGAGUGGAAAUGUGCAAACCAACCCUCUUAGUCUGUUUUUGCACUCUUAGGAAAAUCAGUACAGUCUGAGCAUCAGCCAUGGUGAGACUCUUGUUUGCUUUGGAUUUCAGUCCUUUGCACUUGCUUUCUGCUUGGCUGGAAGGCUCUGCAGUCACUCUCCAAAGGAGAGUCCAGCACUCAUGUUCCCUCCCUGAGGAGAGCUCUUCCGUCACCUAGCCAGCCCAAACCAAAUUAUGCUAUACUUAGCAUGCUUUCUAGCACCUUCAUUGUCUUUAUGUGCUUAUCAGUGUGUGGAAUUAUCUUCCUCCUUUGCUUCAAUUUGUCUUGCCCCGUCUUUCCCAAAUGUAAGCUUUGUGACCAGGUCUUGGCCCAGGGGUGUCCUAGAACAUGCCUACAAUAAAGUAAGGACUUGGUAAGUCUUUAAUGGUUGGUUGCUGUGCUGGCAUUUUGCCUUGCCUCUGAUCCCUGAGCCCUUAUCAGCACCUCCUUCUGCCCCUCCUAGCCCUAGCUUCAAUCCACAUUGCCAGUGUCUCCGGACUUCUCACACAUUUCUUAUCAGAAUUAUCAGGACAUUUCACCAAAAGUGAAUUCUUAUGCUGGGAUUGUGUUGGAUGAAAGUUGGCUCUGAUUCUUAGUCUACGGAUUGAUUUGAUGUAAAAACCCCAUAUUACUCUUAAUGGUAAAUUUAUUGCUUCUACGUUUCUCAUUUCAGAAUGUAGAAGUCCACACUGUACAACCCCAGUCUUAUCCAACACCAGCCCAUUUCAUGCCUUCUGAAUUUCAUUUGUAGGCUUCAGAUGGGAAAUACUGAUUGCUAACCCACCACUCUAUAGCCCCACUGUCCUUCAUAAUGUUUAAUAUGUAACUUGAAAAUUCAAAAGCAUUCUGUAGAAAAUAUCUGAAGCAGACUGGUUUACACUAAAGACUACCAGGGCCCAAACCUUAGCAAGACAUACAGCAUGCUCAUCUAGCUUUUGUCUAUCAGACGUGCUCUUUCCAUAGGAAGCAACUUGCUGCUUUGUAACUGCACGCUGAUCUAAGGCUUUGUGACAGCUCCUCUGUUUUAAGCAACAGUAAAUUUACCCCCCCCCCAAAGUCAGAAAGGGAGCUUUUUGAUGGCUGCUGUCAAUUUUAUUGCCUUAUCUGGUUACUAGGAUAGACUCUGUAGACAUGGUGUGUUUAUUAGUUUUAUGUAUCGCAUGUUUUUGCUGCUCUGACAAGCUACUCCUAUAAAAAUGUGUUAUUAUUGCAUGAUGUAGCUCAGUGAGCUGACCCUGCAUUUCAAAGUGUACUGAGGCAAAUAGCUUUGAAGUCCAUAAAAGCUGACGGACCUCCAUCACAAAGGACUUUGUAUGUGGACUGCAACUCUUAGUCAGAAAGAAUUAUACCUUUCUCUGGCCAGCCAAAUGCAGCGGAAUCCCAAACACAGGCAUUACCUGAAAAAUGCCAAUACAGAACACUCACAUUAUUCAUACUUGUCCAACUCUUUGAUGAGUAUUGAUUAUGGAAUAACUGACUUUUUAAUGCUUUCUCAUACUAGUAUAGGACAUAAGAGGAAAAACUGAUAUUUUUUUCUAUGUGCUCCUAAUACUGAAGAGAUACAUACUGCCAAUUCCAGGAAGAGAGGAUGUGAGAAACUCCAAGCAAGCCAGGACUGGGAGUCAGCUGUCUGAUACAUUGAGUUUGCUAGUUUUUUUUUGUUUGUUUGUUUUCUUAGUAAAUUACUUAACUUCAAUCUUUGAUUGUUCACCUUAUAGCUUCCUGACAUUUUGCUAUGAACAUAUGCAUUGUUUGUUCGGGUUUUUAUCAGUAACUAAGGGAUAUGUAAUAGAAGUAUAAAAAAUGAAAGCAAAUGGAUAUGGGCACAAAUGUUUUUCAAGUGUGAAAGUCUCACGUAGCAAGAGUUUGCCUGAAGGUCUUGGAGGAGUGGGGUAGCUCAGUGUGUGUCCCAAACUCAGCUGAACACCAUAAUAAUCUGGAGAAUUCCUGACAAAGCAGGUACCUGUGUCCCACCCCUAGAGAUGGGAAUUCUAGUAGACUGGGGUUGGCCCUGGUCUCCCAGCCAGUUGAUCUCCUAUAAACUCCUUCCCUAACCUUAAUUUUGUAGCAGAAGAAUGAGGAGUUCGGGGCUGGGGAUUUAGCUCAGCGGCAUAAGCACCUGCCUUGCAAGCAGGCAGUCGUGAGUUCGAUCCCUGGUACCGAUAAAAAUGAAAAAAAGACCGGAAAAAAAAAAAAAAAAAAAAAAAAAAAAAAGAAUGAGGAGUUCUGUGAAUCCAAUGAGCUCAGUAUCUUCUCCAUACUCCACAGAGGAAACGUCUUAACAAAAACAGGACAAAAGUGUUGAGGAGUCUUCAAAUCCAGGGAUGACACAUGCCAAGCAGACUGGAAGUCUCCUGGUCAGCCGCCAGGCUACAGGGCCACUCUCAGAACCCUCAUUCCCACCUACCCUGCUCAAUGCCCUGCUUACACGCACCAUAUACUAGCUCUUUGCAGCUUAAGUUAUUCAGUGAUUACUAGGGGAUGUUAAGAGGGAAGAAUCCAUGGUUUAUAUUUUAAAACUGUCAUUUCUCAUGAAAGUUUAAGCAGUGACAUUUAUUGAACACCCUCUCCCUUCCUCCUCACAUUGAGGUACUGUCCCAUGAGUUCUUGGCUGUUCAAGAUGUGGUACUUCAGCCUGCAAAGGUAAGCAGAAGACAAAUGACCACCAUGGUGCCUAUCCACCUCUAUCUCUGUUCAUGUUGGUUCAUGGGCUUUCUAAUAAAUAGCUUGGAGCUCUCCUUUCCUCUUUCUGCCUUAGACCGAGCCUAAUUAUGCAGAAAUAUGUAAGAGCUUAAAUAAAUUAGGGGAUGCUUUUAGGUGGAAAACAUUAAUACUAUAAGCAUGUCAGUUUAAUGAUCAGAAAAAUAUAUAGUAAAAUGAGAAGAACUUUAUUAUACUGAUAAAGAAACAGCUGGAUAAUAGCUAGGUGGGAUGUAGGGUUAAGGAAAUCGUGUGAUCUGCUUAUGGAAGUGUAGACUGCUAUAGCCCCUCCAUAGCUGGCUAUCACUAGUCAAAUGUGUGGCUUACAAAUUUGGCUCUGGAGUGAUAUGGAAAGAAAGUUUCACAUGUCUGCAAAAAUUUCAUUGCAACAUUAUUUGUAGGUGCGAAAGUCCACAGCAGUUUCAGGGGUCAUCCUUAAGAAAAAUUUUGAUCUGCGCUGUUUCGUUGUUAUGCCCUCUUUUAUCUCAAUCUCCACUCCAUUAUUUAUUUUUUUAUCUUUAUCCUUUUAAUUAAAGGAAAAAAAUAGCAGGAUAUAUUAUAGUAACCCACUUUGACUUUUCAUUACCUUGAUUUAAAGCCCUGUAUUACUCUCACCAUCUGGUUUUUAACUGAUGUUCCCCUAUUCUGUUUUGCUGGAUAGUAUCAGGUUCGAAAGUUUAGGCAUCAGCUGUGAAGAUAAUGAGAUUCAUUAUGACGCCCAUUCUUGUUGACUUUUAUCUACUUUUGAAGACCUACAAUGUCUCCAAUGUUUUGGUUUUGUCGGUUUUAUUCUUUACUGUUUUGUUCAAUUGUAUUAUAACUAACGAUAUAGGCAAUUCUAUUAGAGAUAGCGGGAGGCAUUAUGGUAACCAUUGUUGAUUACCUUGUAUUAUGUUUUUACAUUUUCUAUUAUGUCCACCCUUUUGACUUGACCGAUUCUGUUCUGUUAUGUCACAUUUGGUUUUAUUCUCUUCCAAAAAAGUAAUAAGAACCGUGGGAGCAAUGAAACCCAAAAUGUGUAAUAGUCAUGGUACAAAAGAGAGGAAAAGAAAGUGAUCCAAACUAUAUAACUGCAUGUAUAUUUAAGUGUAUAAGAUAGAAAA
This is a messenger RNA of Cavia porcellus (domestic guinea pig), 7626 nucleotides long. RefSeq names its product CD180 molecule (gene Cd180). The transcript has 3 exons. Bases 187 to 2172 code for a protein of 661 amino acids. Lineage: Eukaryota; Metazoa; Chordata; Mammalia; Rodentia; Caviidae. Gene Ontology annotation, molecular function: protein binding. The record is from RefSeq and is a predicted model, not a curated record.